CCAGGGUACGUUCCGGCAGUACCCUGGGGGACAUAGAACCUAUGAGCCCUACUACCCAACUUAAUCAUUACUGACAGUAUGCCUUAAAUAAAGUAUACCAGUUGGUAAGAGUGUUACCGGACACGCAUUGGCAUGCCUCCCUGGCAUCUCAUAGCAUGGCCCGCAGCACAAGCACAACCAACCACGUGUUUGCAUUGUCGCAACUUUUAUGUUUGACUAUUUGUAGUAACCACAAGAAUUCAACACCAUGGCCUCAGUUCUACUUCUAGCGAAACAACUGUGCAGGGCGGUGCCAGUGGCUCGAGAGCACUGCCAGCUUCAAUGUGUACGGCAAUUUGCAGCACCGUCAGCAGUGCAAUCAACACAUCCACAUGCAGGAGAACCGGAUGAGUGUGUCAUGAAGAGUGACUGGAUCGGCCCGCCCCACAAUGUAUCCCAUCUGCGCCUUGUGAAAUUUAAUGCUCCUGCAGACGAGUCAUCUCGUGAGAAGGCAUUCAGACUGAAACGACAAGACACGCAAGAAUGGUGCCACCGCUAUUGGUCUGCCCACAAUCGCAACUUUGCCCUCAGCAAGAAAGCAUUUCUUGCGGAAAAGAUGGAGAAUAUGAGUGCGACAGCAGACAUUACGGAGGCAUUAUCUGCUGAUGAAAUGGCCGAGUUCUACAAGAAGUACCUUGAUGAUAACAAGGAAGCACACAUGCAGUUUAACAGGGAAUGGUAUCGUAGGCAGGUGGCACUACUGUGGCCAGCGCUUUGUGUAACAAUAGAGAGAUUUCUAUGGAGACGAAGGUCAUAAUUAAGCUAAUUAUAAUACCAAGGAGAUCAAUAGAACUCUGAUAAAAUUCUAGAGAGACAUCAGUUACAAUGUAACAUGACAAUUUCCUUUAGGUAUAUAUGCAAGUUUAUUGCACAAUGUAUAUAAGAAAUAGUAUAAAUAAAUUUUACUUAUAAAUGAACAAAUUUGUCUGUAGUCUCUGUUAUGGAAGUUCAUUGUUAAACACACCUGUGUGUUUAUUAGCUAUACAUAAACAAUAAAUCAGUUUUUAGUAUUUUA
Messenger RNA from Priapulus caudatus, 1054 nucleotides. Its product is annotated as APOPT family protein Y39B6A.34, mitochondrial-like. The record is from RefSeq and is a predicted model, not a curated record. NCBI's taxonomy places the organism in Eukaryota, Metazoa, Priapulida, Priapulimorpha, Priapulimorphida, Priapulidae. Gene Ontology annotation, cellular component: mitochondrion. The transcript has a single exon. Gene Ontology annotation, biological process: intrinsic apoptotic signaling pathway. Bases 248 to 796 code for a protein of 182 amino acids.